GUGAAGUUUCUAAAGAAAGCACACUGGCAACUCUGCGAAUUGGGCGGCGCGGCUUAGCUGACAGUACAGAAUCGAAAAUUGACCAUGCAAAUCCAUUGACAGAUAGCGAUUGCAGCGGUCCGUUCAAAGUUAUUAUGGACAUCUUCAUGCAGAUCAAGCCUAUCUGUCAAGGCAGUGCCAACGACAUUGGAGCUCUCAGUGCCCCAGCUGUAUUGAAGACGACACACCACUCCAUACAACUGUUGUGGGGUACGUUACCCAAUGAAACAGGAAGACCCAAGUACCAUGUGAAAGAAGAAGGGUUUGGGAUUGUGUACAGGGGAUAUGCUACUCAGCACAUUUUCACUGGUUUGAAGGCGCUAACACAGUAUACAUACUGUGUCAGGCUUUUGAAUGACACUGGUAUUGGACCUUGGAGCUGUACUGUCACUGUUACAACUGAUAAACAGCCAAGAACAAGCGAAAACCUUCAUAAGGCCAUAAAUCGAGGGAAUUUACAGGCAGUUAAGACCAUACUGGAUGAGAAUUCACUUUAUAUUGAUGUACCUGAUAUUUACGGAUCUUCCCCGUUAAUGAUUGCUUCCAGUCAAACUAAAAACAACAUCGUUUCCCUUCUUUUAGACAUGGGAGCAAAUGUAGAAUACUGCAACUAUGGUGGUAAAACAAGUUUGAUGGAAGCUUGCUAUUUUGGCAAUACUGAGGGAGCAAAACUUAUUGCAGACAGUGGAGCGUCUUGGACUAGUCGAGACAAUUCAGGCUUCUCAGCUCUUCAUUACGCAGUAGACGGAGGGAACCUAUCUACAAUUAACUACAUCCUUAGCGAAGGAGUAAACGUUGAUGAUAAGAAUGAAUGUACAUUGUCGGGCUGGACACCUUUACUAAGAACUGCAACAUUUGGUGGUAAAGCUAGAGUCGCUCAAGUUUUGAUCGAGGCAGGGGCAAAUGUGAGCAAGUGUGAUAAAAAUGGAAAGACGCCACUUAUGCUGGCGUCACUGAAUGGUUUCAAAGACCUUGUGCAACUUUUACUGGCUAAUGGUGCUGACCCUGCGGUCAAAACUAAGCUCGGCAUGAGUGCUAAGGAUUUCGCUCAAUCAUUCAAUCACCAGGAUGCAGUGGAGUUGCUGGAAUCUAAAGGAAACUAAAUUGGCGUCAAGUAAAACUCUAGUUAGUGGCAAUCAUACAAUUAUUAUACAUUUGCUAUUAGGAGUCAAUCUGCUUUGCAUGUAUCAGUUUUAACUGUGUGCCUUGUUGCAUCCAGUGUAAAUGUUUUUGACACACCACCGAUGACUGACUUCAGCCUCUUGCACUUCACUGUGUCAAGGUCUUCAAUACCAGUAACAGCUCCACUUCUGUCGAUAGAUAACGGUAUAACCGGUACCGUUGGUAAAAUUGACUUUCUAUAUAAGUGAAGAGGACGUCUGAAACCUACACAUGGAUGAAAUACACUAUAAUAAUUAAUGUGGAUCUUGCACAGCAGCUGUAUAAGUGUGCAUGACUGAAACAGCAAAAAAAAUAUAUAUGAUGGUAACGAUUAAUUGUUUAGAUCACACAUGUUGCUACUAACUUAACCUAUACAUGUACUUGAUAAAAUUUGCACACACUUCACGAUCUAAAGGGCAUUUUAAAAUUAUUUCUUGCCAUUUAUAUACAGACAGCGGUACCUUUAGACUGGUUACCAGGUACCCCAAGUAGCUUGUGCUGAGUAAAGCCAACCUCCGAUGACAUUAGAUACAAAUGAAAAUCACGAGGGAAGAAAGUAAUCGAUUCAUAGUUCUUCAGUAUCUGAGGCUGAAAAUACAAGGCACAUAAAAAAUAAUUGCUAGUAUAUUUCUAGAGUAUAAACUUUUGCGGAAAGACCGUUAGAAAGGUUUUCACGGAAUAGCAGCUUUUGUACCAUCAAAAUUCAUUAGGAAGAGUACGCAACUCCACUAAUGAAUAAUGAAUAACAUUUGUGAUAGAUGUUAUUGGGGCGAGCCCUGAGGUGAGUCCCAUAGUUUCGAGUACUGUAGAGAAAAGCUCAGCGACCAGAUAUCUGUCUGUCUGUCUGUCGCUUGAAGCUUUUUAACUUGAUGAUCGCUGAAUUUGCAUUUCAGAGCAAAGCUUUUUAGCGUGACGAUCGCUCGCUGCAGUAUAUAUCGUAUAUACUUUGCAAGUUAAGCAGAUACUAAAUCAGCAAAAGUACACUGGUAGUCUACUAUGGAUGAAACUGUAACUGAUACAGGUCAACAGCGGCGAAGGCAACGGUGCUCCCUACGUCAAGAAAGUAGUUCCAUAUCCAGACCAGAAGAUAAUGUAACGAGCGGUCAGAUCGGGCCAGGGAACGUCGUCAGGAAGCACGCGCUAAUGAAACUACAGAUGAAAGAGAACUGAGGCUGUUAUUCUCUACACCCACGCUUACACAACACUACUACCUGCAAAUUCGCUAAGGCUCGCCCUACACAAUGCUUCCAGCAUCCCCUAGUUAAUGGCCUUUCCUAGCCAGCGUUGUUAUGCCUCGAGGCGUAGCCGCAUGAGGGAUACGACUGUGUGUGUGUGUCUGUUUGUCUGUAACUGCUCAACGAUUACAAUGCGACGAAAACUAACAGCUUCUAACUACGUUCUCUUGGAUUUUGAUUCGUGGAUUAGCAAACUAAAGCUUCUUUCUCGAGUUAUGGCUAGUUUGACUCAAAUUGAAGGCUGUUGCAGUCUCUUCAAAAUCUUUCGUAGCAUUAUUUGUUCGCAAGUUUUUAUUCAACUUAUGAGUUAUCCUUGCACUAAAGCGCUAGCUUUUUAUUAACUACGUACAAGAGUCAGAAAAGAGCUGCUAAAGCAGCUAGUAGCCGGCCAUAAACUUGACCUCUUGCAGACACAACCCUUAUCCCUUUACCAGUCAAAAUGUUGUAAUUUUUACAACAACUAUCUGGGAGGGAGUGUGCUAUCAACUUGUGAAUGUUGCAUGAUAUUGGAUUCUGUGGCAGAUUGGAUAGUAUCAUGAAUGCGAUUAUCCUUUGAUGUUCUGCUGAGCUGUUCAAUUAGGACACUUAAAAAAAAAAAAAAAAAGGUUUAAAACAA
Messenger RNA from Halichondria panicea, 3051 nucleotides. Its product is annotated as fibronectin type 3 and ankyrin repeat domains protein 1-like. The record is from RefSeq and is a predicted model, not a curated record. NCBI's taxonomy places the organism in Eukaryota, Metazoa, Porifera, Demospongiae, Suberitida, Halichondriidae. Bases 135 to 1142 code for a protein of 335 amino acids. Gene Ontology annotation, cellular component: nucleus. Gene Ontology annotation, molecular function: protein binding. Gene Ontology annotation, biological process: regulation of apoptotic process. The transcript is spliced from 14 exons.